AUGGCCACAUGGAACCUGUACUUUGUAUUUCAGGGACAGCUGACAUUCCGGGAUGUAGCCAUAGACUUCACUCAAGAGGAGUGGGAAUGCCUGGACCUCGGUCAGCGAGAAUUGUACAGGGAUGUGAUGUUAGAGAACUACAGGAACCUGGCCUCCUUGGGUGCUGUGAUCUCUAAGCCAGACCCGGUCACCUUUUUGGAGCAAAGAAAGUUUCCUUGGAAUGGAGGGAGAAUGGAGAGAAUAGCCACACACCCAGGUAGUUGUGAAUGGAUGGAGCCGAUGACUCAGAUCCUGUUCUCCAUUGUCUCUAUCCUGGCUCUCUAUAGAACAUGA
Capra hircus (goat) is the source of this 333-nucleotide messenger RNA. RefSeq names its product protein ZNF738-like. The coding region runs from base 1 to 333 and encodes 110 amino acids. Gene Ontology annotation, biological process: regulation of DNA-templated transcription. NCBI's taxonomy places the organism in Eukaryota, Metazoa, Chordata, Mammalia, Artiodactyla, Bovidae. The record is from RefSeq and is a predicted model, not a curated record. The transcript is spliced from 3 exons.